Daldinia childiae is the source of this 1866-nucleotide messenger RNA. Its product is annotated as UV-damage endonuclease. Bases 1 to 1866 code for a protein of 621 amino acids. Gene Ontology annotation, cellular component: nucleus; mitochondrion. Gene Ontology annotation, molecular function: endonuclease activity. The record is from RefSeq and is a predicted model, not a curated record. Gene Ontology annotation, biological process: nucleotide-excision repair; mitochondrial DNA repair; response to UV. The transcript has 3 exons. NCBI's taxonomy places the organism in Eukaryota, Fungi, Ascomycota, Sordariomycetes, Xylariales, Hypoxylaceae.
AUGGUCGCUAAAAGACAGAAAUCAACUGUAUUUCUGCAGCAAGAUGACAAGUCGGAUAAGGACAUCCAACAAGAGAAGCCUGAUGUCACACCCAGAAGAUCGGGGCGUAAUAUCAAGAAAACGAUACAAAAUCCGGACGUCACGGGGGCCAUUGGUGGCCUUCGUGAAAUGGAGGAUACUUUUCGGGACGAUACCAAGCGGCAGAAGACAGCAAUUGAUGCAAGCUCAAUCUCGAGUGAUUCUAACGGACGGAACGCAGAUUUAACUUUCUUUCCGAAACCCGAAAAUUGUAAGCCGGAUUCAAUUCCAGCGAAACUUGAAAGGGAUAGCUUAAGAGACGACGACGACAAGAAAAAGAAGAGUGUAGCAAAGAAGAAGGAGAAGAAUGGUGAGAAGACUAGUGUCGAUGAGGAAUUCGAAGCCUACGAGGACGGAGAACCAGGCGACAGGGAGGAGGGUGGUAACGGAUCCCUAGGGGAGGCUGAUGCCAACGCCUUCAAGCAAGAAGGAUCCCGACCACCCCCUGUUAAUAGUGACUAUCUACCAUUACCAUGGAAAGGUAGAUUAGGCUAUGCUUGCCUCAAUACGUAUUUACGACUUUCAAGCCCACCGGUAUUCAGUUCGAGAACAUGCCGAAUAGCUUCCAUUAUAGAGCAUCGUCACCCCCUUCAAGAUCCGUCCCAGCCUGAACAUGCUACAAAGAAUCGCCCAGACAAGAAUAAGCCGGCUGAUGUAGCCAGAGGCCAGAGAUAUGUUGAAGCACUUGGUCUCGCCAAUGCACGUGAUAUUGUAAAGAUGAUAUGCUGGAAUGACAAGUAUGGUAUCAAAUUCAUGCGCUUAAGUUCGGAAAUGUUCCCUUUUGCCAGCCAUGAAGAAUAUGGCUAUAAGCUAGCGCCGUUCGCUUCGAAAGUACUUGCUGAAGCAGGAAGAGUCGCAGCUGAGCUAGGACAUCGGCUCACCACCCAUCCUGGACAGUUCACACAACUCGGUUCUCCACGGCCUGAGGUUGUUAGAAAUUCGGUUCGCGAUCUUGAAUAUCACAAUGAGCUGCUAACACUUCUACGCUUGCCCAAGCAACUCGAUAAAGAUGCCGUCAUGAUUAUACACAUGGGCGGCGUAUUUGGUGAUAAGGAGGCUACUCUCGAUCGGUUUAGGAAAAACUAUGCCAAACUCUCACAAAGUGUCAAGGCAAGGUUGGUAUUAGAAAACGACGACGUGUCAUGGACGGUACACGACCUACUUCCCAUAUGUGAGGAAUUAAACAUCCCGCUCGUUUUGGACUUUCAUCAUCACAAUAUCAUGUUUGACAAAGGCAAAAUCCGCGAGGGGACCAAGGAUAUUAUAGAACUCUACCCAAGGAUCAGAGCAACCUGGGAUAGAAAAGGUAUCACGCAAAAGAUGCACUAUAGCGAACCUUGUUCGGAAGCCAUCACUCCACGUCAGCGACGAAAGCAUCGCCCUCGUGUUAUGACCCUUCCGCCGUGUCCGAAUGACACGGAUCUCAUGAUUGAGGCGAAAGACAAGGAACAGGCAGUAUUUGAUCUAAUGAGAAACUUCAAACUACCUGGAUGGGACCGUUUUAACAACGUUAUCCCGUAUGAGCGCGAAGAUGAAAAUAGACCGAUACCUAAACCUCCCAAGAAGAAGAAGCGCAAGACCAAGAAAGAUGCAGACGCAGAUAUCGAGGCUGGAGAGGACGCGGAGGAGGAGCAGAAACCACCGCCCGAGAUACCGGAGUCGGAACUUGGGAUGGGCGGCCCUAAUAACCGAGUAUACUGGCCUCUUGGUAUGGAGGAAUGGCUCCGGCCUAAGAAAAGGGAGGUUAAGAAAAAGAGAGCUAAUGACGAAAUGGAUGGUGAUGAUUAG